CCUCCCACUCACCACCACCGCCCCCACAGAGGAGACUGUGUCUGCGUACACAGAGUGAGAGAGAGAACAUAUUCCUACGAGCUGCGAGGAGAGAGAAAGAGAGAGAGAGGGUGGGGGAGAGGUUGAAAAGAGAUGAUUCAAUGUCGGUUCUUUGGUUCCUCUCGCUUUAAUGACUGUCUCUGUUUCUCUCUCUCGAGAAGAAUCAAUCUUUUUAUCUCUUUCUGAUUUCUUUAUUCCGUUUAUAGUUCGAUCCAUCCUUCCAUCCGCCGGGAUGCUUCGUCUCCGUCUCUCUUCUGCGGCUUGAGAAUCAAGCGAUCAAUGCUUUCAUCGUUUUGGCCCUUAACUGCUUCGCGCAUCGCGAUCGAGAGGCUUCGAGGCUGAAAUUGAUGAGAUGAGCGUGAUCUGAUAAGGCAGUAUAGGAUGAUGUCCAGCUAACCGGUGAAUUUCAAUUCUAAAAUUGCAAUUUUGCCAUCUUAAACUGCCUUUGAAUGAAUCUGCUGGUGUGAUUUGGUGAAAAAAUUUGAAAAUAGUUCAAAAUGAACUGGAACCCCCAAAUGGAAGUGCAUUACGUAAACAAUGCUGUACCUUAUAGUACUACCGGAAGCUUUAUGGAUUUUUUUGAAGGUCUCACAUAUGAACACGUGAAUUUCAUUUUCUCUGGCACGCCGCAUGCUCAGGAUAGUUUCUACCCUUCAAUGCAUAUGAGUUUAUACAAAUAUGGGUUUUCUGAGCCAUGGACUACAUCAUAUUAUGACCAUAGUGAUGCUUAUUUGGUCAAUGAUCACGCUGCAAGUAUUGAUGAACAGAGGGGAGGGCCUUUGGAGAAUUCCUCAACAGUGACUAAUGAACAGAGUCAACAGACUGCAACAGUAAAUACCCAGUGGGAAGGAAAUGCUAACACUACAGCACAUGCCAAUACAGUAGAAUGUCCUCGGAGCCGUCAUAACUCACAUGAUUAUCAGGUUGUUUGGCAAGAUAAUGUUGAUCCUGACAACAUGACUUACGAGGAAUUGCUCGAGUUAGGUGAGACAGUAGGAACUCAAAGUCGAGGUCUUUCCCAAGACCUGAUUGCUUUGCUUCCUAUCUCUAAGUACAAAUGUGGCUUCUUCUCAAGAAAAAAAUCGCGAGAUGAAAGAUGCGUGGUAUGCCAGAUGGAAUAUAAACGAGGAGACCGUCAAAUCACUCUGCCAUGUAAACAUGCCUACCAUGCUGGCUGCGGCACCAGAUGGCUCAGCAUCAACAAGGCUUGCCCCAUCUGUUACACUGAGGUGUUUGGGGAUGGAUUGAAACGUUGAGAAAUCAUCCUUGCUGGUGAGCAUGAGGAGAUCGGCAUCAUUAUUGUUUGCCCUUUCGGGUUUUGUGCUUCAUUUCUUUCAUACAGAAAUAUGUUUUUUGUUCAUUCUUCCAUGUUUCUUUUAGUGGCAGUAGUAGUAGAAUUGUUGUAUUAGGCUUAAUCACGAUGACAAAUAAAUGAAAUAAUGAAGUUUGUUUUGUUUGGGACGAUUGUCUGAAAAA
Malania oleifera is the source of this 1515-nucleotide messenger RNA. RefSeq names its product E3 ubiquitin-protein ligase BIG BROTHER. NCBI's taxonomy places the organism in Eukaryota, Viridiplantae, Streptophyta, Magnoliopsida, Santalales, Ximeniaceae. The transcript is spliced from 9 exons. Gene Ontology annotation, biological process: protein ubiquitination; negative regulation of organ growth. Bases 537 to 1295 code for a protein of 252 amino acids. The record is from RefSeq and is a predicted model, not a curated record. Gene Ontology annotation, molecular function: ubiquitin-protein transferase activity; ubiquitin conjugating enzyme binding.